This is a messenger RNA of Morone saxatilis (striped sea-bass), 3084 nucleotides long. RefSeq names its product heme-binding protein soul3 (gene soul3). NCBI's taxonomy places the organism in Eukaryota, Metazoa, Chordata, Actinopteri, Moronidae. The transcript is spliced from 5 exons. Bases 371 to 1198 code for a protein of 275 amino acids. The record is from RefSeq and is a predicted model, not a curated record.
UAAACACCGCGUUCACCUCCGGCUACAAAGAGAGGAGCGUCGCGCUGCUCCGCACAGUCGCGGCGCACGACUUGCUUCUUGUGUUGUUGUGUGUUUUUGUUUUGUUUUAAGCGAGUAGAAAAGUACACCCAGCGAAGGAAUAUGACUCGCUCGACUCAGAUAUAACCAUUGCGAAUAUGAAUAUAGCUAAAUGUGUCGAAGAAAGACUCGUAGUGGCUGUUUUGUCUGCCAGCAAGUAACGGGUUGGUGUAAUCUGUAGAAGCGAAGCACCGAGGCACCCUUAACCGACACGAAGCUAAAUUUAGCGGCAAAUCAGACGUGAUAUUCGGCUGUUUUUCCUCCCCACGGUGUGGUAGUUUUACGAGCAGAAAUGGACCGAGGUGGCUGUCAAAUGAAUGGAGGAGGUGGUGGUGGUGGUGGAGACCACACCGACCAACCCGGGAUGAUCACACUGGAGGACCUGGAGUCUUUCUCCGAAGACCAGCUGUCAGACUCGGGCAACGGCAGCCUCGAAGAAGAGGCAGAAACCAUGGAGGAAGACGACGACCGGCUGCUGCAUUACUGGCAGGACGUAGCCCGGGGACACCAAGUGGAAGUGUCCGAAGAUAUGGCAGAGCCCAUUCAACAGCUAACCAGCAACAACCAAGGACGCAGUCACAGAGAACACGUCCCUUUCACCCUCCUCGCACGCAAAGAGAAGUGUGGGGAGCUGUUGUAUGAGAAACGCCAGUACGAAAAGGGCCACUGGGCUUGUAUUACAAUGCGAGAGGACACUUAUGAGCAGAGCAUCUGCUAUGGGUUUAUGAGGAUAAUGAGAUACAUCUGCCAGCAGAACUCCUUAGAAGACUACCUGGGCAUGACGCUCCCCAUCGUCACAGUGGUACGCACAGACGAGACCCACUCUGUGGUCUCCCAUGACGUCACAGUGGCGUAUUUCCUCCCCGCUGAGCAUCAGGCCCAGCCCCCACAACCUGCUGACAGUGAAAUCAUCCUAGAGAUCUGGCCCACCACUACUGUAUACACAAGGCCCUUUACUGGUCCAACCAACGAAGUGACCAUCAUUGAUCAGAUCAACGCCCUGGCUGAGCUUCUGGACUCUCCCGGUGUGUGCGUCAACGACUCGUUCAUCGUGGCCGGCUACACCAACCCCGCUCACAGCAAUCGCCAGAAUGAGAUCUGGUUCCUGGAGCGACCCUGAGGGACGAGAGGAUUAAGCAGCGCUCCUAUCUGUGACCCUUGAGCCUCAUUAAGACUCCCUUGACACUGCCGCAGCCCAGCUUCAGCCUCAGAUGCAAGACCGUCUUUAUUCACCACCUCUACCUAAAAUGACCACCAGCCAAGCACACUCCAGAUCUGUUGGGGCCUGUUCAGCCCUUACUUAACCCUCAGUGAAUUUUCAUACACGCUAAUUUAGAUAGAUCCUCUUUCACCCAUAAGAACUGAACUAAACCACUGCCAUACUCUCAUGGACACAGAGACCCAGAUAGCAUUCAUCUCCUGCUCUUACAUUGAGAUAUCUAAAAAAAGGAUGCCCUCUUGUUAAAAAAUUGCAAUAGUUUGAACUCUAAGCGCUCUGUGAACGCAGUGACCAUUGAGUGCUGUCAGAAACAUGCAACAGCCUGUCUUUACACAGCAGAAGCAGGUUCCCAGUAGACAUGCAGCCUUAUCGAUAUGCUCAAUUUCUGUUUGUUGCACAGCUACAGUGUCUUGUCAUGUGGGGUAAAGGUUAAUGCACAACAGAAAAAAUAUGUUUUCUCUGUCAUUGUCUAGCUUGCUGAGGUGAUUACAACCGUCACUGUUGUUUCACUGUUUCUUUAUCUCUGCACUACGUAAUCCACUAUAUGUUAUAAGUCACACUGCAUAAAAAAACGGUUUUCAUUCAACAACAAGUGCAUCCAACAUCCAGACCAGAACUGGAGACUUCAACCAUAAAUAAGCUUAACACAAUAGGUGACACUAAACUGAGAAAACAAAAACCUAUGAACAUAGUAUGUUCAUUGGUGUUUGUGUAUGAAUGUACAGCUACAGGGAGAUGGUUGAAACAAAUGUCACACUUCUACAAACCAAACGCUGAAAAACUCAUAGAUUUUACUGCUGAAUGACAAUCAUGAAGUACUUAUAUAUUAUAUACAUCUUUUUUUUGUUUUCUUAAGGCAAGUCAAUGCAUUCCUUAUGUUUCCUGUCCGUACACACAGGAAUAGUUACCUCUGUACCUCUUUCUACUUGCUACUCUGUGUCGAUGUUAUGAGUAUGGAUUCACUCAUUCAAAUACCAUUGCUGCUGAGUAGAGACAACCAAGAAAACACAUAUGAGCACAGAGAAUAUCUCUACUGUGAUUAUACUCUUUUUUUUUUUAGAAAGCUAAAUUCUGUUUGAGGUCAAACUGUUUUUGUUUCACCAAUCUAAAGAGAGUCUAUAAAGUAAGAGUGAAAGAAAUAUGUAUGUUUAACUUCACUGUAUUUUAUGCAACAUAUACAAAGGGGUAUACGUCAAACCAGCUACAGCUAGAGUUCACAGUAAUGUAGGAACGUUUCUGCUAUGAAAAUGUACAUUUACUGCUUGGGUGCCAGUGGAAGAAAACUGGAAGUGAACUAGCUAAAUCAUCACUGUGUGAGGAUUUUUAUCAGGACAGGGGCAUCCUAUCAAAUGCUUAGGCGUGCAGAUAUUUUGUGUUCAAAUUGUGAGAAAGUUGGUUUUAUCUUAUUUAAUUAAUCGAAGUUGUCAGUUAAGAAAGUAAAUAUUUGUUUGGGAUGGUUGCCCAGUAUUAAAGCCAAGUAGUUUGGUUGACAAAUCCAAAGAAUUUAUUUAUCAUUAAAUGAUUGUAGUCAAUAUUAUACUCUAUGACAACUGUAGUGUGUAAACACUUGCAAAGCCAUUAUACAUGUGGGUUGGUUUUCCCUUUAAGAGCCUGGUUGUAUGGGAACAUAAAGUGUGAUGAUUUAACUUUUAUUUCCUUUCUCUUUGCUUUUUUUUUUUUGUGUUUUGCAAAAGUGUGCUGUACUGUGAAAAUUCAAGUGCAACAACAAGAGCUACUGUGGUUUUCUUUGUUCAAUAAAAAUGUGCUCGUCUCCUGUCUUUUGAAAU